AUCAGGAAUGUGGAAACAAGCCGAUUGAGAGUGGGAGAGAGAGCGAGCGAGAGGGAAAAAGACUGAAAGGAAAUAGGUAAAAGAAAAAACGCGAAGAAAACCUCAUGGAUUUUUUACUUAGAAGAGGAAGUCAUAUCACCAUAAAUCCAGAAAUUCAAUCAAGCAAAUUCUCUACGUCGACACUUUUGAUAUCUUGGUCCCAUAUAAACCAAAUUGGUUGGAAAUUUCUGUGAAAGCUAGAUUCUAAUAGAAAUCAUAGUUGUAAUAUUGAGUUUCUUGAAUUAGAUACAUGGCGAGGCUCUGAGUGUGAUGUGCUAGUCGUCGUCGUCGCCACCGUCAAGGGCCCUUUUCUUCGGCUCUCCUGACGUCAAAAGGUUUCUGUGAGCUUCGGGCGAUCACGACUCCUGACCAGCCUAAAAACUGGAAAAUUUGGCAGAAAUGUUCGAUGUGCAGACUUAAAGGUCAAUUUGCCCUGAUGCUGGACUAGAUACAGCUGUUUAUUGGGUGAAUUGUGCUCCGCGAUUCGCAUUGACCGGUAGUUAAAGAGCGAAGUCCUGUCUUAGCAGAGAGGGAUUAUGAUUUCUUCAUAGCGGUGCAUUUUUAUCGCUUCUAUAUUUUGUGUGCUUACGAAGUUGUUACGAGCUCUAUUUGCGAGGCGCUCACCGCAAUCUUCAGUACUUGUUGAAAACACUGUCUGGAUUAUCAUCGCCGUGAUCGGCAUAUCGAAUCUUUGUGUUGGCCAUUGGUUUAGGAACUCUUUUCCAUAGGGUUUUUCAGAAAUAGAAGACACUGUGCAAUUGGAAUUUGGGACGAAGGUAAUUUGUAGUGUAUUCCCAGGGAUUUGUAGGUUGUGAAGGAAAGGUUAGGGAGAGAGACAUGGCAGUGCUUGAAGGGAAAGUGGCACUUAUAACAGGGGCGUCGUCGGGUUUGGGCCGGGAGUUUGCAUUGUCGCUGUCUAAAAACGGUGCCAAUGUGAUUCUAGCCGCCCGGCGAAAGAACUUGCUGGAUUCGCUUUGUGAUGAGAUCAACGCACUUGCGAACCAAAGCGAAGGGAAAGGGCCAAGGUCAGGGAAAGCGGUAGCGAUAGAGUUGGAUGUGAGUGCCAGUGAGCCCGUUAUUGAUGCUGCAGUGGAAAAAGCGUGGGCAGCGUUAGGGUAUAUCGAUGUUCUCGUCAACAAUGCCGGAUUGAGAGGUCCUGUCAGAACCCCCAUAGAUCAAGAAGAGCAUGAAUGGAAUGCCAUCUUCAACACCAAUUUGCGCGGCACGUGGCUCAUGUCCAAGGCUGUAUCGAAGCGAUUAGUGGCAGCGAAGAGAGGAGGCUCCAUUAUUAACAUUUCAUCAAUUGGGGGCAUUGAACGGGGCUUGUUGCCCGGUGGCUUAGCAUACUCCACGUCCAAAGCCGCCGUAAUACAUCUCUCCAAGAUUAUGGCAAUGGAGCUUGGGCAUCACAACAUCCGCACGAACGCCAUAGCUGCAGGAUUGUUCAAGUCGGAGAUCACAAACGACCUGUUCCAGAAAGAGUGGCUGCACAAGGUUGCUACGAAGAUCGUGCCUGCUGGAAAAUGGGGAGCUGUUGAUCCGGACUUGACGUCACUUGUGAUCUUGCUUGCUAGUGACGACUCCCAGUACAUCACCGGCAACACGUUCAUUGUGGAUGGCGGCCAGAGCCUACCCGGCUUGCCCAUUUGGUCAUCUCUGUAAGUGAACCUUCCUGCAUAGCUCUUGUUUCUUUGAGUGCAUAGCUCUUGCCAUUCUUGCAUUCAAAGAGCUCUGCUGCAUCCAGCUGCUAUGCUUCUGUACGUUUGUUGAAAACCUGCCAACGUUAUUCUGUGGAGAAAACUUCACGUUUUCUCCACCCCAAGUUGAUGCUUCUUAGGAUGGUUGUUUCGGCACAACCACCAGUGAACUGGCAAUAGAUGAACUCAUUGCAAUCUAAUGUGUAUGUGGUAGCACUGUAAUUUUUCUUCAAAGAAUAAACGAGAACGAAAAACUAAGAAAAAGAAAAUACCAUAGUUUUAGGGUUGUACAUAUUUAAUAAGCUAACAAAAUAUUUUUAGAAACUGGAGGAGUUGUGGUGGGGGGGGGGGGGACACGUUUGGAUUGCACUGAGUUUUAAACAUGUUGGAAAUCGUGUAUUUUGGAUCGUGCAUGACAUUCCUAGAGAUAGGUCUAAUGUGGAAUACUUUUUGGUAAACUAUGCAAUAAUUUUCUCAACUUAGUAGGAAAAAAGCUGCCUUGUAAAGUAUUACAUUUUAUUCUAUAUCAUGUCGUGUAUAAGUGAUGCAACACAUUUCAAAACUUGAUUUAUUUUA
Molecule: messenger RNA, 2312 nt
Organism: Physcomitrium patens
Lineage: Eukaryota; Viridiplantae; Streptophyta; Bryopsida; Funariales; Funariaceae
Source: RefSeq, a predicted model, not a curated record